Messenger RNA from Ramularia collo-cygni, 3924 nucleotides. RefSeq names its product related to TBP (TATA-binding protein)-interacting protein TIP120. NCBI's taxonomy places the organism in Eukaryota, Fungi, Ascomycota, Dothideomycetes, Mycosphaerellales, Mycosphaerellaceae. The record is from RefSeq and is a predicted model, not a curated record. Bases 1 to 3924 code for a protein of 1307 amino acids. Gene Ontology annotation, cellular component: nucleus. Gene Ontology annotation, biological process: SCF complex assembly; protein ubiquitination. The transcript has 2 exons.
AUGUCGGCUACACCUCAUCAAGUAGCAUCGCUGCUGCCCAAGCUGCAAGAUGCAGACAGCGAUAUCCGCUACAUGACGCUCGUCGACCUCAACACGAUGCUCGUACAAGGCCAUGCCGGCUUUCUCUCACACGACUACACCGCAUGCGCCAAGAUUGUCGAAGGCCUCCUAUGCACACUCAACGACAGUCACGGCGAUGUGCAGAAUCAGGCCAUCAAGACUCUGGGAGCGUUUGUGAACAAGGCACCAGAGGCCAUCCUCUGUCCGACAAUCGAAAAAGUCAGCAAUAUCAAGACUGAAAACYCUAUCGACACAUCCAUCCCCGCGCUCGCCGUGCGGGCCAUCGUCAUGGCACUACCACAUCCGACACCUGGCAUUGCUCGGACUGACAGGGUUAUGGCAGCUUACAACUCCGUGUCGAGAGCUCUGAUCCCGCGUCUUGUCGGUCGUGUUAUCAUCCCGAUUCCAGGCGGAAAGGCGGUCGCCGCGCCGCCUCGAGGAAUGCUACAAGACGAUCUGGAAACGGGCAACGACAGCAGCAGCUUGGAUCUCCUCGCUGAAGUUGCACGCUGCUUUGGAACCAUGCUGCAAGAUCCAGAGGUUGAAGCCUUGGAGGAAAUAACCAUUCAAAUUUUGGAAUCRGAGCGCUGUGGCACAGUCAUGAAGAAGAAGGCCGUCAACGCGCUCUCAACGCUCGCACUCUACUUUAACGAUGCCAUCCUGGCCAAUUUCGUCAGCUACAGUAUCCAGCGACUCCGCGAAUCCCAUCUCACAAGCCAGCAGCGUAAGCUUUACCUCACGGUAUUUGGGAGCUUGGCGCGUAGUAUCCCGCAGAAGUUCGGCCCAUACCUCAAGACCCUGGCUCCAUUCGUGCUCGCACCACUUUCUGAGGAAGAGCUUAAUCAGCAACGCGAGGCAGAGGCAGAGGCAGACGGUGAGCGCGAUGUCCAGAUGGAAGAUGUACGCGAGGCCGCGCUGGUCGCAAUCGAGUCUUUUCUAGAAGCAUGCGCACAAGAUAUGAGGGUCUACACAAAAGAGGUAGUGGAUAGCGCCACUCGAUUUCUCAAGUACGAGCCCAACAUGGCUGAUGACGAUGAUGAGGACAUGGAGGAGGAGGCAGAAGAGGAAGACGAGUUUGCAGGGGAUGAGGACUUUGAGGAAGAGACUGGGUUCGAGGAUGAAGACGAUGUGAGUUGGAAGGUCCGAAGAUGCUCGGCGAAAGCUCUGCACGCUCUAGUCGGUGUGCUCGAUGCGAAUGAUCCCGUCAUGUACAAUCAGCUCGCGCCUGCACUCAUCUCCCGAUUCAGGGAGCGGGAAGAGAGUGUGCGAACAGAGAUCAUCGCGACACUGGCUUCGCUCAUCAAGAAGACCGGAACGAUCUCCUCACCAACAAAGAGCGCCGACCAUCCCACCAACACCCAGAGUAGGAAGAGAAGACGUGGAUUUAGUGAAUCCUUGGGCUCUGAUCUUCGAACUCAGCAGUCGUUGAUGAAUGGCUAUGCCUCACCUUCAACUCCGCCGCCAGUGGAUAGCGCGACGAAGGGAUUGGCAAAGAUCAACCCAGACAUCGUAAAGGGAGCCACAAAGUUGCUCAACUCAAGCACCCCGGCUACCAAGCAGGGCGUCAUCUCGCUGCUCAAGGACAUGGUCGCAGCUCAGCAAGGUGGACUUUCCGAACACUCCGAUCUUGUGAUUGGUCCUGUUGUCGAGACGAUGAAUGCCAAUGCCGGGUCGAAUGUUGCCGCGAAUGCGCUGCGUGUUGAGGCACUGGGUCUCCUCCGUGUGAUUGCCGAGAUGCACUCAAGCAAAGUCAUCCAGCCACAUCUCAAGGCCAUAAUCCCCACACUCAUCUCUGCUGCUACAGAUCGCAUGGCCAAGAUUGCUGGCGAGGCUUUCACGACUAUCGAGAUCUUUAUCAAGGCGCUCACCCCUCCUCGCUCAGCGGCGGGUAAAAAUGGUGAUGCCUUGACCCAACUUUACCAAGUCACUGUUGAUCGCAUUUCUGCCUCAGACACCGACACCGAAGUUCGACAAAAGGCUGUGCAGGCUCUUGGUCUCAUAAUUGGUCGCACCUCAGGCUCGACUGCAACGAACCUGCUGUCUCAGGAAGACCGUUUUGCUGGUCAGCAGCUCAUUGCAGAUCGUAUGAAGAACGAGCUCACCCGUCUGUCGUGCGUUCGAGCGAUCGACACAAUUGCUGUGCUUGCGCAGAACAAGAAGGACUUCAAGUCGGACUUUGUUGGCAAUGUUGCUGUUGAACUUGGUGCGCAGCUGCGUAAAUCAAGCCGCUCGCUACGAGGCGCAAGUCUGAGUGCACUGCGCAUGUUGGCUGUCAAUCAGGCAUCGCGCGAGACCAUGAGUGACAGCGUUGUCAGCAAUCUGGUUGAGGCAUUGGUUCCUCUGCUCGAGCCAAAGGACCUCCACAUGAUGAGCCCAGCCCUGAUCGUACUUGCUGCAUUCACAAAGGACAAGCCGACGCUGGUGUCGACGACAGCCGUUGUCAGAGGAAUUUGCAAGAUCGUGCAGGCUCCUCUGUCUGGCGUCGCUUUGGACUCGCUGCUCGCCUGCGUUGAGGCUAUUGGCCAAGCUGGAGCUGGCAAGACGCUCAUGUCUGCUCUGCUGCAGAUGGCGCCUCAGGGUGAUACGGACGUAACUGGGCAGGUUAUUGGCACGCUCCUUGUUUCUGGUGGCGAGAGCUCGGGUGUGAAAUUGCAAGCCUUCGUCAAGGAGGUGGACACACAGUCCGACGAGUCCAAGAAAUGUCUCGCGCUGUCCGUUCUCGGCGAAGCCGGGCUGCGUAUGGGUAGCAGCAGCCCGCUUAAGCCCGCAAACUUUACUGCGCACUUCAGCAGCACGGAGAAGGUGAAGCUUGCUGCCGCUAUUGCUCUCGGACGCGCUGGGGCAGGAGAUGUCAAGCAGUAUCUGCCGCAGAUUCUGCAGGGCAUGUCCGUCGGCACGCAGUAUCUGCUACUCCACUCAGUGAAGGAACUUCUACAGCACAGCAACGCAGAGGAUGAAAUCCGUCCCUACACCAAGAACCUGUGGGAGAAUAUCAUCAACUCUGGGCAGGCCGAAGACAACAAGGUCGUCGGAGCUGAGUGUGUCGGAAGAUUGGCAAUCAUCGAUCCAACGGCAUAUCUUCCACAGCUGCAAUCCUUCUUGAAGAACCCUAGUCCAACUGUUCGCGGCAUGGUUAUUUCCGCACUGCGCUACGUCUUCUCGGACACCGAAGAUGUGUACAAUCCCAACCUACAAUCCAACAUUGUCCCAAUGCUGUCAACGAUGCUCAACGAUACCAACCUCGACAACCAGCGUCUCUCACUCACCACAUUCAACUCAGCUCUGCACAACAAGCCAGACCUUGUCUUGCCUCAUCUGCCCGAACUUCUCCCCGUUGCCAUGCAAGCCUCCGUCAUCCGUCCAGAGCUCAUCAGGGAGGUGUCCAUGGGUYCCUUCAAACACAAGGUCGACGACGGCCUCGAGAUGCGCAAGUCUGCAUAUGAGACUCUCUACGCCUUGCUAGACUCCGCUGCCUCUCGCCAACGUCUCGAUAUUCCGUCCUUCUAUGACCGCAUUGUCGCGGGCGUUACCGACGAACACGAGAUCAAGAUUCUCUGCUGUCUGCUUCUGUGCAAGCUCCUCGUGAUCGCACCGGCCGAAUCCUCAAGACGUCUUGAGAGCCUGUCGCAAGCUUUCCGCGUGGUCCUCGCAUUCAAGCCCAAGGACACGGCUGUAAAGCAGGAGCUCGAAAAGCUUGCUGAGCAGCAGAGGUCUGUCAUCAAGGCAUCUGUGGCCUUUGAUAAGGCCAUGCCAGACACCGACAGUCGCUCCUGGAAGGAGUACAUGGAGUGGGUCCGCAAGGAGUAUGUUAACAUGCAUAGGGCUGCCGAGGACGAGGGGCGUAUGAAUGAGCCCACGCAUUAG